Molecule: messenger RNA, 149 nt
Organism: Acaulospora morrowiae
Lineage: Eukaryota; Fungi; Glomeromycota; Glomeromycetes; Diversisporales; Acaulosporaceae
Source: the annotation of a GenBank genome assembly
UGUGUAUCACCUUCAAUUGGAGAAUUUUCCUCCGAUUAUAUCGAAGCAGUGGCAGUGUACAGGGGAUGUGGUAAACAUAAGAGCUUAGCAAACAUGAACCAUCCGGCAUUACUUUUGAAGAACCAGACCAAGAAUUCUACAAAAGAAAC